This is a messenger RNA of Oryzias latipes (Japanese medaka), 3429 nucleotides long. It is a transcript of the gene ube2ql1, whose product is annotated as ubiquitin conjugating enzyme E2 QL1. Lineage: Eukaryota; Metazoa; Chordata; Actinopteri; Beloniformes; Adrianichthyidae. The record is from RefSeq and is a predicted model, not a curated record.
GCUGGUGAGAUGAUGCCGGUUGAGGAGAGAGGGGAUUACUGGGGGCUGGUUUGGCCUCAGCAACAUUAAAGCCGGAGCUGCUGCAGCUGCACGUAGUACAGACAUCAAAGCUUCUUCUUCUCCUCCUCCUCCUCUUCAUCCUCACUGCAGCUCUCAUCCGCAGCAGCUCCAUCACAAUAUACUGGAGCAUUUUCCUCGUUUUUUACGCAGAACAGAAUCGAUCUCUGGACUGCGUGACGGGACAUAAAGGCGGUUACGGAUUUCAGCAAACCACGCCGAAGCGCGUCGACAUGAUGCUGUGAGGAGAGGCGCGCGGCUCCAGCGGUUGUCUUCCUCCCGAGGCUGCAGCGAACGGAGGGAGGGGGGGGGGGGGGGGGGUUGCAGUAUAACAAGGUUAAUAAUCAGCAUCAGUAAAGGUCGUCUCUGAGAGCGGGAACAUCGCCCCUGCGCGGGGGGGACCGGCGGUGAAUCCUCUCUAGUCCAGAAACAGAACAUUAUGGCCACUCUGCUGCGGAAGAUCGGCCUGAUCCGCCUGCACGACCGAGACACGGAGGACCCGAAGCACCACCAGGGCUCGUUAAAGGGGAGCAAAGGGAACCAGAAAAACAACAAACACUGUCAGACCAACGACGCCAACAUCCUGAGCACCCCCGAAAUUAAAGCCAGGAAGCUGGACCAGCAGGCCAAGGAGAAGCCUUCUGGCAAAGACAAGCAGGGCAAGGAUGCUAAGGAGAAGCAGCAGACUGGGGGGGGUGGGAGCAAAGCCACCAGUGCCUCCUCCAUCCCACCGCCGGCACCUCAUCGGCAACACUGCACCCAGGUCCGGACACGCAGGCUGAUGAAGGAGCUUCAGGAGAUCAGGAGGUUAGGGGACAACUUCAUUACCGUGGAGCUGGUGGAGGACAACCUGUUCGACUGGAAUGUCAAACUGCACCAGGUGGACAAGGACUCGGCGCUAUGGCAGGACAUGAAGGAGACCGGCACAGAGUUCAUUCUGCUUAACGUCACCUUUCCAGAUAACUUUCCCUUCUCGCCACCUUUCAUGCGUGUGCUGACGCCUCGACUGGAGAACGGCUAUGUGCUGGAUGGUGGGGCCAUAUGCAUGGAGCUGUUGACCCCCCGCGGAUGGUCCAGCGCCUACACGGUGGAGGCAGUCAUGAGGCAGUUUGCUGCCAGCCUCGUAAAAGGACAGGGCCGCAUCUGCAGGAAAGCAGGAAAGUCCAAGAAAGCCUUCAGCCGGAAAGAGGCAGAAGCCACUUUUAAGUCCUUGGUGAAGACCCAUGAAAAGUAUGGUUGGGUCUCCCCACCGGUGUCUGACGGCUGAGCGCCCGGCUGCCACCUGAGCUAGCUAGAUCAACACGGCUAGCUUUGACACACACAACUCAACAAUGUUCACCUUUGGCUGUUUCACACUGGAUGUUCUCUUUUUCUCCUUUGAAUUUUGAGUGCUCUUUUCAUUUUCCUUCUCAUUCCUGAAUGAACUUUCUGAGAACUUUCCGUCAUUUGUCACCUCUGCGCAAAAAGAAAAACAAAAAAAAAACAUUGGUUUGUCUUCUUCUUGGAGUAUUUCACAUGUUUUUGGAACACGUGUUUGUGAAACAUCCUCACCUGUCCGGCUGGACAGAUUGGACUCUGAACAAUCUCCAUGGCUCUCCAUGACAUUGAAGAAGACUCUCCGUUCUGUCCUUCAUCACUGAGCUGAGUCCCAUGGCAGUGUUUGCAUAGAAAUGAAGCCAUUCAUGUUUAGUAAGAGGGCAGAGCAGUGGCACCUGCUCACCCCCCCUCCACCCUUGAUGGACUGUGCUAUGACAUCUAGUUCAUUGCAGCGAUUGUAAAUCACAUGGAGCUCUCACAUUUUUUUUUUUUGGUGGUUAAAUUACUAUUCAGGCAAAAUAUGGCUUUCUAAAGGAAGAAACCUCAUGUAGACCAACGGUCACUCUUCUUCCGCUGCGUGUUUGUGAAUGUGUGUUUGUGUGCAGGAACUGAAGAAGACUUUAGACUUUAAGGGAGGAAACUGCAAAAUUAGCUUUUAUUUUGAAAGGCACAGAGACUUGCUGGGAUUGCUGCGCUUCCUGCUGUCUUGUUAACUGUGCUGACCGUUUUUGAUGUUUGGCUGACUGACACCUUGAAAUGAAAGCUGUGGGCGGAGUUGAAGUGAGUGCAUGCUUCGGGGGCCGACUAAUGGACGUCUGCUGGAGGACUGAGAGCAGCAAGGUAGGAACUGUAAGGGGAUUGAGCUUACUAUGAUCACUGCCGGCUGCCUCUGGGAAAUGUUAGGCAGUUGCAAAAUGGCCGAGGACGGAUUUUCUUUCUUGUACCUGCUGUUCUGUGGAGCUCCACCCUUUAAAAGCACUUCAUGAAUGUCUCCUCUGAACCACACUGCAGCACCGGCCUCCUGGUCAGACCGUCCCGGUGGUCCAGUGGGAUUUGUUCUCUCCAUCUACCACUUAAAUGUCAGCUGCUAAUUGGUUUGACAUUUCCACAGAGCUUCAUUAGAAAAGAGCAGGAGGAGGAUGUAGCUCUUCCUCAUCUAUUCUAGUUUAUGGAUGCAGGGGGCUCCUCUACAUUGCUAGACUACUGUGUAAGACUCCCCUCAUAAAGAAGUGACAGCAUCUGCUGUGUGAUCAUGUCCUCUUUUCCAGGGUUAAUGUUGUGAUCUUUCAGCUUCAGCAGAGACAAGUCUAGAACUCUUAAGACAAAAGAUCCACCACUGCAAGUUCGCCGGCUUCCAGAGAAUCACUUUGUGAUGUAGGUUAGACUGGUAGUUUGCAGACACUAACUGGUUGAACUGAUUACGCUGUAUUAUAUCUGCAUGUGAAACGUGAUUGGUAGCUAGCUAUUGUAGAUUCUUUUGUUUCUUUUUUGAAAGAAAAGUAAGGGAAAACAAAAAUGCUACUUCUUUUUCUUUGGUACUUUUUUUGGCGUUUGUUACUGUACAAACUUUCCUUUCUCUGCGUCCUAAAAAAUGUCACAUUGUGUUUAAUGAAUGUUUGUGUUUUAAUUUAUUUGUGGUUUGCCAAAACGAUGAUUUGAAGCAUGCUGCAGGUGUUGUCCUGACGAACAAGAAGAAACAAAAGAGCGAUAGCCCGCAUACUUUUGUGUGAAGGGACGAGGUGUAUUUAUUUUGGGGGGGUCAGGGGUUUGAUUGCCAGAAGAUUAUGAAGGAGGUAUUUCCUCUGUGAUGGCACCAUUGCCCCUUCCCCAUUGGUUCAUACACUGGUCAGCAGCCUCAGUCUUAGAUUUGGGAUCAGUUUUGCCUCCCCGAGCUUUGGACUCAUCAAAGGUAUCUGAUCAGAGGUCAGCCAGCGUGGGGAACCCCAUCCUAGUCCUGGCUUGGAGGUUUGGUCAGGCCCGAGGUCUUAAAAGGUGAGGGUUGUCGUUGAGACCAAACAGGAAUGUGCAAUAAAAGUUACAGCUUAUUAAAACCGG